This is a messenger RNA of Colletotrichum tamarilloi, 2028 nucleotides long. RefSeq lists its product as uncharacterized. Lineage: Eukaryota; Fungi; Ascomycota; Sordariomycetes; Glomerellales; Glomerellaceae. The coding region runs from base 1 to 2028 and encodes 675 amino acids. The transcript has 3 exons. The record is from RefSeq and is a predicted model, not a curated record.
AUGGAACUGGCAGCAGCUAAUAUGUCGACCACGCUGACUGUCCGCGAGCGGCUCACACUCUGCAAGUGGGCCGACAGACUACCUGGUGACAUCACUCCAACCCUCGCGCGCGGUGCGGAAUGGGUCAAGAGCGAGUUCGGAAAGGAUGUCCCCGAAUUCGUCAUCCGGACCGUCCUAGACCGGUCGGACAUGACGGAUGACUUUCAAGCCUACAACGACGGCGAGAUCGCCCCCCUGAUACGUCCAGGUUUCGGCAAAGAAUUCUGGGAGAUGCCCGACGACGAUGCCGCGUUCCCCAGCGCCGUGCAGGAGUGGAAGGCAUCCACCCUGACGUGGGGAGAGAUCGCCAUCUUGUGGUUCGUUGAGAAGAUCACGAACAAGCCCGAUUGGCAUGUCAAGGUCUUUGAUGAGGAGAUUGUUGCAAAGUGGAAGCAGGAGGUCAUGGCUGUUGACUGGAAGGCUGUGGGUCUCAAGUAUGCUUAUUUCGACGACGAUUUGUUUACCUUUGCGCUUGCUGAGCUCCGCGAGAAAGCCAAGCUGUUCGAAGCCACUGGCCUGAUCCCCAUCUUCGAUGCCUCGUCCGCCGUCAUCAAGUCUGACAGCGCCAUCACCCCGGAAGUAAAAGAGGAGCUCAAACAAGGCGUGGCCGCUCUCGAAAAUAUACCCGAGAACGAAAAGGACUGGCAUCCCGGUAGCGACGGCAAGGUCCUGGACCUCGUGCACCCUUCUCUCUGGCCUCUUGUCUUUGGAAAGUCUCGCAUCGUCGCCGCUAAGCGCAUCCUGCUCAAAGACACGCUGGCGGCCUGCGGCACAGGAGACGUCAUCCCCGUUCCCAAGAAGAGGUAUCCCGACCACCAAUCCUCCGACGACCUGUGGUCCGUCAAGUACCAGUGGCUCCCGUGCGACAUCGACAUCGAGGAGGGCAAGCCGAAAAUCAUGAGCUACAUCAACAACCUGCACCCCCAGCAUCAUGCCAGUCUCUACACCACCAUCGAAAAGGUGCUCGAGAAGGCUCUCCCCAUGUGGGAUCUGGUCUACAGGUGGCACGAAGACUACGAGAUCCUCCGCAUCCCCUGUGAAUCAGCCCGGACACAAUGCCUAGCGGAGUGCAGCCGGUGGUGUUGUCCCGAAAACCGCCCGGUAGACCCAGACGAGGCCGAACGUGACGAGGACGAAUUCAACGACGACUCCGGCGGGUAUAGCGCCGAGGAGCCCAGCCGCGAAGUCUGGCGGAGAGACAAGAUCUGGUUUGAACGCACCCACCCAAUCGAGAAGCCACCGGUCCCCGCGUACAAGCCCAUGGAGCUGCAGCCCAAGGACGUUAACCUGACCUCCGGCUUCUUCAAUCAUGCCGACCGCAUCCAGGUCAUUGUGAAGCUCGCCAACAUCCACCUCACGCCCGAGAAGCCGACGUACGACGGCGGGUCCUGGCACAUUGAGGGCCAGCUGAACGAGCACAUCGCCGCCACCGCGCUCUACUACUACGACAACGAGAAUAUCACCGACAGCCACCUCGCCUUCCGCACCGUCGCCGACAGGGAGGAGCUCAUGGGGGAGCUCAACUACGAGCAGGGCGACUUCCACACCAUUGACCGGACGCUGGCGAUCAACUCCGUCGCGGACACGAACCAGCGCCUCGGCAGCGUGCUCACGCGCGAGGACAGGCUUCUCGCGUUCCCCAACGUCUACCAGCACUGCGUUGCGCCGUUUGAUCUCGUCGACAAGACCAAGGCGGGCCACCGCAAGAUCCUCGCGCUGUUCCUCGUGGACCCGAGGAUUCCGAUUAUUAGUACGGCGAAUGUGCCGCCGCAGCAGAGGGGGUGGUGGAAGGAGGGCGCGGCGCCGGGAGACCGGUUGGGGACGUUGCCGCCCGAGGUUACGGAUAUGGUGUUUGAUAAUAUGGAUUUUCCGAUUGGGAUCGAGGAGGCCAAGAGGAUACGGACUGAUUUGAUGGAGGAGCGGACGACGAUUGCCGAGCAGGGGAUGGGGGUGAUGACGACUAUGGAGUGGAACUUUUGCGAGCACUGA